This is a messenger RNA of Paramecium sonneborni, 638 nucleotides long. The record is from the annotation of a GenBank genome assembly. Lineage: Eukaryota; Ciliophora; Oligohymenophorea; Peniculida; Parameciidae.
UAGAAAUAUUAUUAAGUUAAAUAAUGGAUGAUUUUUUUGAGGAUGAGACAACUUAAGUCGUUUCUAAUGAGGCCCCAUAAGGUGAUUUUAGCCAAUUUUAAUAAGCUUAAGUAAGUGAUAUUGAAUAUAAUAGUAUGAUGUAUUUAGUGCAUUUUCUAAUGUAACACCUGUUCAAUCUUAGCAAUCAGUCGUAUACGUGGUAUUUAAUAAUUCAAAAAUAGAGUCCAGAAUAAUAGAUUAGAAAAGAUAAACUAAAAAUAAUUGAAGAGGAAAGGUUGGCUUUAAUAAAAGAAAAGGAUUAACAAGAGAGGAUAUUGAAAUAAUAAAAAAAAUAAAAAGGUCAGGAGUAUUUGCAAUAAUUCAAAAGGUAAAUUGAAGAAUUACGUGAAAUAGUUAAUUAGAAACAGAUAUUUAAUAAAGAAAAGUUUUGAAUAAGUAGAAAUAAGAAAUUUGGUUUGAAAAUUAAAAGAAUCAUAGUUAGUAUGUAAGAAUAGUAUUUCUAUAAAGAAAAAUUCUUGGGACUAAAUUGCAUCCAAUAUAGCUUUAAAGGAUGGUGAGUAUCCAGGAUAAAAAGAUGUGACUAAGAUGAGAUAAGCAAUUCUUAAUAAGAGAAGCGAUUUGACUAAAUGAAGCCUAAG